Molecule: messenger RNA, 607 nt
Organism: Lingula anatina
Lineage: Eukaryota; Metazoa; Brachiopoda; Lingulata; Lingulida; Lingulidae
Product: histone acetyltransferase KAT7-like
Biological process (GO): regulation of transcription by RNA polymerase II
Cellular component (GO): histone H3-K14 acetyltransferase complex; chromatin; nucleus
Molecular function (GO): chromatin binding; histone H3 acetyltransferase activity; zinc ion binding
Source: RefSeq, a predicted model, not a curated record
ACCGCGCCAUUUCUUUUUUUCAGACUGUGGUAAAUAGCUAAACUGACAAAUUAAGGUAAAAAUCCUUUUCUGAGGGGCCAAAAUGCCAAAGAGAAAGAGGGAGGCAAGUGGCUCCUCUUCCAGUUCAAGCAGCAGUUCAGGAUCAAACUCGGACAGUGAGAGCUCGGAAGAGCCAACCCCACGCCGUACUCGGAGAUCAACUGCUCGGGAAAAUUUGGAGACAAAGAAGACACCUGUUAGCACAAAAAGUGAACAAUCUCCUAAAAAAUCUCCAGGCCGCCCAGCCAAGAAAACCCAGAAAUCCACCACUGGCUCAGAGAGUUCAGACACAGAUCACAGUAGCGUUAGCAAGAACUCCAAGAAGGAGAAGAAAGAGAGCAGUGUAGAACCAGAGGAGAGCAUUACAGUGAAUAUCUUUGCUGAUGCAGACUGCCCCACACCAGGAUGCAAUGGAGCAGGUCACCUGACUGGUCAGCAUGAUAAACACCACACCAUAGCUGCCUGCCCUGUCUAUCAUAACACCACCCCUCAGGAGUGUAAGGUAAGGAUAAUAAACACCACACCAUAGCAGCCUGCCCUGUCUAUCAUAACACCACCCCUCAGGAGU